Messenger RNA from Closterium sp. NIES-65, 2357 nucleotides. The record is from the annotation of a GenBank genome assembly. Lineage: Eukaryota; Viridiplantae; Streptophyta; Zygnematophyceae; Desmidiales; Closteriaceae.
AUGUACGGACCGCAUAUGGGAAUGCCUUAUCUGGGAGCUGCUCCUAGCGAGUACAUGGGGCAUCCGGGGGACUACGCCGCCGUUCCCCAUCACCCGCACUUGGCGGAGGGCAUGCGAGGCCCGCGGCCUUCGAAGAAGCAAAAGCGGAGCGGCGCACAUAUUCCGCCGAUAGGCGCAGCGGCUGUCGCUGGGAGCACGGAGCGCAAAGUGAAGCAGGAAGCGGAGGGGGGAGUCGGCGGAAGGCCGGCGGAAGGGACGGCGGACGAUGCUUUCUUGGAUAUCCUGUCGUUCGAUGAUGUGGACCGGUUCUUUGUAGAUGAAGCUAAUGAAUGCACGCCAGUAGUGGACGGGCGCACGGGAAGAGAAGUUCCAGACGCUCCUCAGAUUCCACAUGACCACUGCGCGCAGCAGUCGCAGACGCAGCAGCCUGCGCGGGGGUUAACGGCUACAAACCCUGGAUUAGAGGAGUUUAUCAUCAGUUACGGGGAGGAGGAGGGCGAGACGGAAGGGUGGUUCGUGGGAGGGUGGGGCUUGGACGAAUCUGCAGAGGCGGAGAGUGAGGUCGAUGUGGAGCCUCUUGAAGGCUCCCCCACCGCGGGGGACGCCAGUGGCGCAACCAGCGAGAGCGCGGCCGCGCUAAACCCCCCUAAGGCGCAGCUCGGGAAGCGGCCCCGCGCGGAGGACGUGUUCGGUAGCAACAGUGGUGGUCCCGCAGCGGAAGGCGUGGAUGCAGAGGGAGGGAUGGCGGUGAAGCUGGGUAGUCGCAAGGAGCUGCAGCAGCAGUCACCGAGCCUGCGUCUGAACUAUGAGGACGUGAUCAGCGCGUGGUCCGACCAGGCGCCUGAAGGCCAGUCGCCGUGGAUUGAGCAGGAAGAGGAGGAGGGCGCCAGUGCGGAGAAGCGCGACGGUCUUAAUCGCCCACUGCUUGCCAACCUCCCUGGUCUCGCCACAGCCUCUCCUUCAUUACCCGGCUGCGCUCAAGACACCGACGUGGCCAGUCCGGGUGAGCAAUGGGGCGAGCAGCAGCAUGAGCAGCAGCCUGCGAUGGACAGUGACACAUUUGAGCUUUUCUCCAACGAGGGCAGGGAGGCCCGUGUGAUGCGUUACCGCGAGAAGCGCAGGAACCGGCUCUACUCCAAGAAGAUUCGAUAUGAAGUGCGCAAGGUCAACGCCGACCAGCGGCCCCGUGUGAAGGGAGAGGAGGUGCUGGAGCUGAUGCGCAUGGGGGAAGGCGGAGGGAUGGAUGAUAUGUGGACCGAUGAUGAGGCUCGGACAUGGUCCGAUGCAGGACGAGAUGAUUGGAGUGAUGCAGAGGACUGGGGCGCUGCAGAAGAGUGGCGGGUUAGAGACGCUUGGGGAGAGAAAGAGAAGUGGGGCGGUGACAAGGAGUUGAAUGGGAGGGAGGAAUGGGGGGACACGGAGAAUUGGAGGGCAGGGGCGGAUCGUGAGCGUGAGCGUGAGAGGGCACUGGAAGCUCAAGUGCAGGGCCAGAUUCGCGGCCAUGAGGCUGACUUGUCAGGGCUUGCGUUUGCGGAGCAGCAGCAGGCAGGGUUGCCGUAUGCUGUGGGGCUGGCUUCUGUACAGCAACCACUGGACCUUCUGUGGGCCGACGAGCUCAGUGGGGGGCAGUGGGACGGUGGAGGGGAGAUGAUGGGAGAAAGCACCGGAUUGAUGGGUCUGGAGAGUGUGGGUGAGAGGCAGAGAGAAGAGGGGGGGGAUGGGGAGGGAGGUGGGAGGAAGAAGAGGGAGAAGGGAGCGAAGGUUAAAGUUGUUGACCUGGGCAGGUUGAAAGAGAAGCUGGAAGGGUUCUGUGAGGAGCAGGGGUUGGAACCAGGCACAAUGCCGACACGGGGGAUUUUGCGGGCAGCCCGGAGAUCGGAUAUUGAGAAAGAGAUUCAGUUUGCAGGGGGAGUGCAUGCAGUGGCGCAAAAGCUCAACAUGCAAGUGGCAAGGAAACCGAGAGGGUACUGGGAUGACCUGGCGAAUCUGAAACAAGAGGUGCUUCAGUUUCAGAUGGAUCAUAACCUGCCGCACAACAAGAUGCCGUCACGCAUGCUCCUACAGAAGCACGGUAGGGGAGACUUGGCGAGGACUUUUGAGAAGUGGGGAGGGUUGCAUGAGGUGGCACGGAUGUUGGAUCUGCUUCCAAGAUUCAAACGGCCUCGAAACCCACGAUCAGGCAAAACAGCUGCCUUAGAAAAGCAAGCGGAGGAAGAAGUGGUGGAGGGCAAGGCAAAUUCCGUGGUUACAAGUGCUUCUAGUGGAGAAGAGGCGGAGUGGGCGGUGGCUAAUAAGAGAGAGAAAGCGAAGAAAGAUUACCCGGUUAAGGCUGCAGUGCCGAACAAGUCUAAGAAAUG